Molecule: messenger RNA, 735 nt
Organism: Arachis stenosperma
Lineage: Eukaryota; Viridiplantae; Streptophyta; Magnoliopsida; Fabales; Fabaceae
Exons: 4
Coding region: 1-735 (244 amino acids)
Source: RefSeq, a predicted model, not a curated record
AUGCGGAGGGUAAUGCUAGAAUUAGUAGGAAAAACUCAGAGUGCUUCUGUGCAGGGGAGAAAGAUACAUGACAGGACUUUGAUUGCGUGUGAAACUGUGCGGUGGCUGAAGAAGAUGGGUUUUGGGCAAAGAUGGAGAGGAUGGAUUAAGGAAUGUGUUUGUACAGCAUCGAUGAUGGUAGGAGAGAUAGUAAGACAUGGAAGGAUUGCUCCUAUGUUGGUUGGUAAGAAUAAUAUUGAGUUGUCACACUUACAAUUCGCGAAUGACACCAUACUUUUUUUCCCACAGGAAGAGGAGACUGUCAAAAACUAUAAGCGACUUCUGUGGUGUUUUGAGUUGAUGUCUAAAUUGAAUAUUAAUUUCGAUAAAUCUAGCUUGAUUCCGGUUAAUUGCAAACAAGAGUGGUUCCAAAGGAUGUGUAAAGUUCUGGGGUGUAAAGAAGCUUCGUUGCCAGUCAAAUACCUUGGUAUCUCUUUGAGAGCGAAUCUGAUAUUAGUCAAGAUAUGGAAACUGAUAAUUGGCAAAGUGGAAGACAUACUCAAUUUGUGGAAAGCCAAAGUACUUAAUAAACCUGGUAAGCUUGUACCUAAAAGAGGAGGUCUAUGGAGGGAUAUCUAUCAGUUGCAGAUAAAAGAACAGAAGGUGAAAGAUAAGAUGGUUAGCGGGCUGGCUUUGGAGGUCGGGAUGGAAGAAUUCGAUUCUGGGAGGAUAAUUGGCUGUCCUGUGGUGUGCUGA